Messenger RNA from Phalaenopsis equestris, 997 nucleotides. RefSeq lists its product as uncharacterized. Gene Ontology annotation, cellular component: cytosol. The transcript is spliced from 3 exons. The record is from RefSeq and is a predicted model, not a curated record. Lineage: Eukaryota; Viridiplantae; Streptophyta; Magnoliopsida; Asparagales; Orchidaceae. Bases 270 to 854 code for a protein of 194 amino acids. Gene Ontology annotation, biological process: Mo-molybdopterin cofactor biosynthetic process.
GGUCCUACGGCCUUACGGGUUUCCUUAAGCGGGCAGCGAGAGAGAAUGGCCGAGGUGUGUGAAACGAUUCGCCGUAAAGGGGCGGCGUGAGACUGAGACAACCAUCGAGGGAUCGAGAGAGGGACAGCUGCAAGUGAGAAAGCGAGAAUAGAUCGUUGGAGAAGAAAAGCAAGGAACUGGCUUCUUCUUGUUUUGCAAGUCAAGAUUUUUCUACUGAGAAUAACCACGGCAAAGUUUCUGAGGAACAGAAUCCAGCCGGAGUUGCAGGGAUGAAUUCUGAAACUUCAGUCAAGAUUGAAGUUUUGUUCUUUGCCAAAGCUCGUGAGAUUACUGGCUUAGCUGAUUUAUCUCUGCAAGUGCCCCCUUGUUGCUCCGCUGGAGAUUGUUUAAAAAUUCUCUUAAACAAGUUUCCAGGGCUGGAGGAGAUCCGCAACUCCAUGGUUUUUUCAGUUAAUGAGGAAUAUGCCGCCGAAUCUACCAUUUUGAAGAAUGGAGAUGAGUUAGCAAUCAUUCCACCCAUAAGCGAUUUUUCUACUGAGAAUAACCACGGCAAAGUUUCUGAGGAACAGAAUCCAGCCGGAGUUGCAGGGAUGAAUUCUGAAACUUCAGUCAAGAUUGAAGUUUUGUUCUUUGCCAAAGCUCGUGAGAUUACUGGCUUAGCUGAUUUAUCUCUGCAAGUGCCCCCUUGUUGCUCCGCUGGAGAUUGUUUAAAAAUUCUCUUAAACAAGUUUCCAGGGCUGGAGAAGAUCUACAACUCCAUGGUUUUUGCAGUUAAUGAGGAAUAUGCCCCCGAAUCUACCAUUUUGAAGAACGGAGAUGAGUUAGCAAUCAUUCCACCCAUAAGCGGUGGCUAACUGUGUUACGCACUUUCAUUCAAUACUUGUUUUGUAUGAUAGCGACUUGAGAUUCUUCUCACUCUUUUGUGUUUCAUGGAAUAAGUAUGAUGCUAUUUCCCAAAUAAAAUGUUGCUAGAUGUGUGCAUGCUACUUUAAUUAUA